Messenger RNA from Stylonychia lemnae, 3384 nucleotides. NCBI's taxonomy places the organism in Eukaryota, Ciliophora, Spirotrichea, Sporadotrichida, Oxytrichidae. The record is from the annotation of a GenBank genome assembly.
AUGAAUGGCCAAGAAAAAGUAGUAUAAGUAGCAAAUCUGAUGAAAGAAUAACACUUAGGAACAGUUAUAAUUACCAAAGACAACUGCCAUUAUUUUUAAUACAAACAUUUGAAAAGUGGUGGUUUGUUUCCCGAGCAUAAGAUUUCAAAGCCUCACAAUUUAGAGUUUAACCCAUAGCACUAAUAUGAUGCUAUAAACACUCCAAAUUAUAUAUGCUUUCAAAAAAUGGAUAGUGUAUCAUUUGAUUAUAUGUGGACAACAGAUUAUAUUCUAGAUUUGAACUAAUUUUAGAAAGUACAGCUUAAAGAUUAAUAUCACAGUAUCAAUUAAAAUCCUAACGUUUAUCUUUAUGAGAACAUUUUAGAUCUCUAAUUAUCUCUGGGUGUAAUAGAUGAUUUUGAGUAUGGAGAUGAUUCUUAUUCAUAAGAUCCUAUGUUUUUAGGUGAGGAUAGAUUAGAGUUAUUUAAGAUAGAAUAAAGGCUAUUCCAUUUUAAUGAAGAAUAGAAAGAUAGAAAAGAGAUUUUUAAUUCAACCAACUUAAAGUCUACAGUACAUUUUCUAGGAUUAGUUAAUGGUUAAUUAAAAGAUUACUAAACACGAGAUGAUUUUUUUUUCAGGCACUACCCAAUGCUAAUGGAUAUGAAACAGGAAUAAAUUUCAGGUUUAAUCAAAGAUCUAUCACUAUUGAAGAUCUCAACGCUUAUGAAUCAUAGGUUUUCUGAGGAAUCUCAGUAUAUGUACUUUACUAAAGUAACAGAUAGCCAUACAUGGAUGAUUUUUAGUGAGAAAAGAGCCUUAUUCUUGGGAUUUGUUAACAAGAAAAAUAAGUAAAAAUUGCUUAAGAUUAAAUUAAGGGAUCUAGUCCAAGUAAAUGAUGAAAAAUAUUACUUUUAACUUUCAGAUGAUUUAAAUUAACUAUUUAUCUCAAGUAAUGGUUAAGGCUCAAUCAAAAUCUUAAAUGAUUAAAGCAACUCAUUCGUAAAUGCAUUUGGAACUGCAAAUUCCCAAGAUCUUACUAAGUAUUCAGAUUUGAUAAAGAUAUUUAAGUUUACUGGAUCGCAAUUGAUUAGUUUAGCGUACAGAUACAACGCUUUAUAUCUUGAAGAAUAUCUUUAUGAACCUCUUUCAUAAUCAUAUGAGAUAGUAAAAUCGUUAGAUAUAACAUACAACACCUUUUCUAGAUUGAUAGAUGAAUUAGAAUAGGAUAAAAAUCAAGCAAAUAAAGUUAAGAAUUUCGAUGAAGACUCCUCACUUAUCUAUAAAGAUUAGUAUCUCCUGAUAAAUUUAAAAUAUGAAGUCCAAAUCUAUCUAGUCUAAGAUUUUAAGUAUUUAGGAGCAUUGCAGUUUAGCAGAGCCAAUUUUUUCGACAAGUUUAGAAUUUCCAAUAAUAAAGACUAGCUAUUGCUAUUGUUAGAAACUAGUGAUAAAACUUAAUAGAAUGAAGUUACUAAAUAUGUAUAGAUAUUUGAAGGAUUCAUUGAAUCCUUUUAGAGAAUUAACCCUAAUAAAGUAGUAUUAAAGUAUGUAAUGAAAGAAGAAUUAAUAUAGUUUACAGAUUUCAAUGAUAGGAGUUUUAGUUAUAUCAGUUUCAAAUACAAUCUAGAGAAAUAACUUGAAAUUUUGCAAUUUGCAUACAACUAAGAUGAUACAGCUUUGAUCGAAUAAAUAAGAAAUUUUAGUCUUGAAGAUUUAACAUACUAUAUUAGUAAUUAUCAUGGAACACUGAUGCAUUAGUUGAUUUCAAGAUAAGAUUCAAUCUAUGAAGUCAUUAUUCAAAGAUUUUAUUAGUUGCAGAUUAAGAGGAUUCCCUAAAUAUUCAUUCUUAAUACUUAAGGCUUAACUGCUUUUGAUUAUGCCAUUUACAAGAAUGAAUACAAAGUCAUCUUAAUGAUGCUAGAAAUGGUGAUCAAGUUCUAGAACAACUUCCUAAAUAAUCAUGUAGUUGACAAAAAUAUCUUGUACUUGCUUGAAAGUGGAGUUGAUAUGAGAGAUUACUUCUCAAGUAAGUUGCCUUAUACUAGAAUAGAAACUAAAAACUAUCCUAUUUAUUCAACUUCAGAUGCAGAAAUUUACAUGUCAAAAUUUGAUUAAUAGUUAAGUCUUUCUUCGAUCUGCAACAGUUAUAGCAAAAUAUUUGGGUAAAUCAAUGAAAGCAUUAAAGGCCCAUCUUACUAAAUAGAAUAUAUAUUAGUGAAUAUCCCAGAGACUCUUACAAACGCUAAAUUUAUCGAGCUUCUCUAAGAAAGUGAUAAUCUUGACUUAUUCGACUGUGAGAUAAUUUAGUUCAUUCUUGAUUUCAAAUGGCAAAUGUAUGCCUAAAAGUUUUUUAGAGGAAAUUUCAUGCUUUACAUGAUUUUCAUGACAUCCUUCCUGAUCGACUUAUAUUUCUUUGUAACUUAGAAGAGUAAUAGAUCGAGGGGGACUUAAUUCAUAUUGAAACUAGUGUGUUAUGUUUACUUGAUAUAUUCAAUCUAUUAUGAGGCAAAAACCUAUAUAAAAUAAGGCUGGCAAAACUAUUUCAAUGAGUUAUGGAGUUAUGUAGAUAUUAUAGUAGUUAUUCUUUAUAUCGUUUACUCUGUGCUAGAUCUAAUGAAUAAAUAUGAAGAGAUAGUUGUUAUAUUCUACUCUUUGACACUAAUUGCAUCUUUUAUCAAGCUUUUUUCAUUUUUAAGAAUUUUCAAGGGAUUCAGCUUUUAAGUCUCAAUGCUAAAGGCAGUGUUCAUUGAUUUGAGAUAUUUUAUUGCUUUAUAUGCUUUUGUAAUUGUUUUAUAUGCGUUAAUAUUUACUCUGCUUGAGAUUAAAACAAGCGAUGAGGAUGUUGAAUACGAUGGAAUAAGUUUGUUUGGAUAUUUCAUAAUGGCUUUUAGAGCUUCAACAGGGGAUUUCUAAAUUGAUAAUUACUAUCAACUUGACAAGCACCACAUUUAGUUUGCAUGGGUUAUUUGGAUUAGUGCCGUAUUGAUUUUGAAUAUUAUUUUACUCAACUUCAUUAUUGCUGUAAUAUCUGAAUCCUAUGAAAAGAUUAUGUAGAAAAUGGUUGCUCAAUCCUACUUUAUCAAGUGCUAGCUGAUUUAUGAGUGUGAAUUGAAUUACAAUUAAUAUGGAUCUAAUAAUGAAUAAUUUCCCAGAUACUUUAUUUUGAGAAGACCAAUGAGGGGUUCUCAUGAAGAAAAAUAGGAAUGGUAAGGUUUUGUUAAAGAUAUCAAGAAAACUAUUGAUAAGACAAAAUAAUUGUUAUUGGAAGAGUAGAAAGAGAUAAAAUUGAGCAUUUAUAACACUCAAGAUUAAAUAGCACAAAAUCAGGCAUAGAUGUUAAAUUUCUAGCAGGAAAUACUUAAAAAGAUGGAAAUCUUAGAAUAGAAGUAUGAACAGAAUUAAAUUUGA